CGGGCGGGAGGUGCCCGGGAAGCGGGGCGGUCUCGCCUCGGGGCGCUGUGCGGUUGCUCACGAGAAUAAAAAGGAAUGCUACUUAAUCACAAAUAAUUGCAAGAUACUAAUGGCAAAUUCAUCCAGUGAUUCAGACAACUUUCUUACGAGUCGAACAGGAAGAAGGCUGCCUUUGAGAGCAUCCUACAACAGAACUCAGAACUAUGGUGCUGAAGCAGUUACAGAGAAGAUCCAUACUUUAGCAAGCACUUUACAGGAUACCAACAGAAAUCUGAGACAUGUUGACCAUUUGCUAGGACAGUACAGAGAAUACAACAAGGAACAAACCGAAGCAAUAACAACGCUAAAAGAAACGCUGGAACAAUCUAUAGGUCAAUUAAGGAGCCAGCGACUAACACGAAACUCUGGAAUGAGAAGUGCAUCUCUCUCAAGCUUAUAUCCUAGUGAUCUGGAUGGAGAAGGACCGUCAGGGAACCGCCACUUCCUGCCUACUUCUCCUCUCAGGGAUUACGGAGACUCACAGGGCAAUAAACAUCGAAGGUCUAGAUCUGCAAGUGUGCGAUUUGUCAAUGAGACAGAUAAUUGGGACCAGCUGCAUUCUUUCCAUCAGUCUCUUCGAGAUCUCAGCAGUGAACAAGUUCGCCUAGGAGAUGACAUCAGUCGGGAGCUUUCGAGGAGAAAUCGGACUGAUGCUGAAUUAAGAAAGACUCUAGAAGAAUUGUCUGAAAAGCUCACUGAGUCCCAAAGACAAGAAACGGUAUCAGAACGCGUAGAGAGAAGACUUCAGGAGAUAGAACAAGAGAUGCGUGCUGAAAGACAGCUUGUAGAAAGGCGCCAGGACCAAUUGGGACAUAUGUCUCUUCAAGUACAAGAGGCUUUAAGGAAGCAAGAUGCUAAAGCAGCUGAAACAGAAGAACUCAUGAAAAACAAACUUGUGAAAUACGAAAGUGAAAAAAACCAACUUGAGCAGGAAUUGGAGCAGUCUCGGAAAAAGUUGAGUGAAUCUGAAGGCAGUAGAGAAGUUCUUUUGCAUCAGAUUGAGGAUCUUCGUUCCCAACUUCUGAGAGCAGAAGAAGACCGUGUAGAAUUGCAACAUCAAAUUUCACAAGCUGCUAUGCAUCGCCAAAGCUACCAGGAUGUACAAGAUGAUGACAGGAGAGUUAGAGCAGUAGCUGAAAGAUACGAGAGAGAGAAGCAAGAUCUGGAGAAACAUAUUUUGGAACUUAAAGCAAAGCUGAAUCAUAAUGCUGUAAUGUCAGAGGUAGAAGAACUAAAGAGAUGCAUAGAGCGUAAGGACAAGGAGAAAGCACAGCUUGUAAUGCACAUACAGGUGUUAACAUCUGACCUGGAAAACAAGGAGAAGCAGCAGGAAAAAAUGCUGGACCAGCUAAAGGAGAUACAGAAUUGCUACAAGGCUUGUGAGAAUAGAUGUAGACAAACUGAACUCCAGUCUUCUGAGUUAGCUCAACAGGUUGAAGAAAGUACCAAAGAAGCAGAACGGUAUCUCUCUGAAUUCAAGCACUCAGAGGCACUCAGGCUGGAGACUGAGAAAAAAAGAGAAGAUUUGAAGGUGAGAGCACAGGAAGCCAUCCGCCAGUGGAAGUUGAAAUGUAAGAAACUGAGUCGUGAGACAGAAAAACAAAAUGAAACUAUCAAUGACCAUGGAAAGAAUAGUCAGGCCCUCAAAGAAAAGGAUGAUCUCAGAAGUCAGCUUCUCUCAGCUAUACACCAAAUAGAAAACCUCCGGAAAGAGCUGAAUGAUGUGCUUACAAAGAGAGCCCAACAGGAAGAACUCCUCCACUGUAAAGAGGUAAAACUGAACGAAGUGAAGUCACAUGAGAUAUCUCUUGAAGAAGAGAUCAAAGAAGUUCAAGGUACUGUAGAAAAAUUGGAGAAUGAAUUGAAAAAGCAAGUCUUUCUACAAAAUCAAAUGCAAACUGAGAAGGAACACUUGAAGACAGAACUUGCAACUAUUAACUUGAUCCAUAAAAAAGACCAAGAACGACUCUUAGAAAUGCAAGCAGAUGUAAAAAAUUUAAGCUCUGUACGUGUGGAACUAACAAACAAAAUAGCUGAAGCAGAGAAAGUCAAAAAGGAAUUACUUAAGAGCCUCUCAGAUCUCCAGAAACAGCAGGAAUCUAAGCAUGAAGAGAUGACUUCAGCUAACAGGCAGCUGAAGAUGGAAAGAGAAGUUCACCUACAGGAGUUGGCAGAUCUUAGAUCACAGUUACAAAAUGUCAAAAUCAAACAUGAACAAAAGGUUCAAGAACUCGUGAAACUUCUUAAACAGGAAAAGGAGGAUGCAGAGGCUCAAAUUAGAAUCCUAAAGAUGGAACUUUUAGAAGAGAAAAACACAGUCAAGACUCAGUGUCGACAACUGGAGAAGAUAAAAGUUGAGUGUGAUAAAUUGACAGAAGAAUUAACCCAAAAUGAAGAAGAAAAUAUAAAACUAAAACGGAAAUGUGAGUUUGUAAAACAAGAACUGGAGAAAAAGGAAAAACAGAUCAGCAAUGAGGAAGAUCAUUUGAGAAAGAUGAGUGAGGCCAGACUGCAGUUUAAGGAUCAACUACGUCACUUAGAAAUGGAACAGCAAUCCAUUCUCUCCAUGAUAGGAAGUGAAAUUGAUUCUGCUUGUGAAAUUUUUUCUCGGGACUCUGUGGAAAAAUUCAAAGCAAUAUCACUUUCACCAACAGUUCUGAAUGAUCCUCAUCGCUGGUUAGCAGAAACAAAGACUAAGCUUCAGUGGCUGUGUGAGGAGGUAAAGGAGAGAGAAAGUAAGGAAAAAAAGCUGCGAUGCUACUUACUGCAAAGCCGAGAACAGCUCCAGCACUUUACACAGAUGAAGGAGACUGAACAUCAGUCUCUCUUUAAGCAGAUAAAAAACCAAGAAAAACUUUUGGAAGAAGUUCACAGAGAAAAAAGAGAGUUACUAGAGAAGACACAUAGAAGAGAGGAAGAAAUGGGAGCUCUCCAGGAACGUAUUAUGGCCUUAGAAAUGAGCACUCGAGCAGCUUUAGACCAUCUGGAGUCUGUUCCUGAGAAACUGAGCCUGUUAGAAGAUUUGAAAGAUACUAGAGAGUCCCAUUGCCGAAGGGAGAUGAUUGAGGAAAGGUAUAUGAAGUAUAAAGAGAUAGUGAGUUCUUUACAGCAACAGCUGGAAGAUUCAAAGCAAAGAGACCAGCAAGUCAAGGAUGUGGAAAUGGAUGCUGAGAUUUCUGAUACAGAAGUGGCUCCUCAUUCUUCUAGCUGGCAAACUCAAAACAACUUUUUGUCCAGCUCACUGCUCUCAGAUUCAGGUUCACUUACUAAAAGAAUGGUUCCUUUUGAUACAAGUGCUACCAAGGAAGAUUCUACCAACGUUGCUGUCAGUGAAAUGAAGCUGCAAGCAGAAAGAGGAAAGCAGUAGAACACUUAUGAAACCACACCAGUUUUCUCUGUGGUAAAUUCCAUUCCACUCUUUUUUUGGUUUUGAAAAGUAGUAAUUCCAUCUGCUGUAGGAGUGAUGCACUCUUAAUGAUUCAUCAAUUGCCAAACACUGAAAUGAAAGAACACCAAGAGUGAUCCUGAUGAAGUCUUAUGAAAAUGUACGUGACUUGUACACCAAAGGCUUUCUGGGAUUUUGCUAUUCUCUUGUAUUUAUUUCUCCAAUACUCCUAGACUAAAUUUAUUGUAUUCCUGAAAUAUUAUGAAGUGAAAUACCUGUCACAUUGAUCUUAGCUAUGAGCUUAUUUAUCCCUAUACAGGAAUUGUUCUGACAGUUGGCUUUUUAUUACAUUUAAUAACAUUAUUAAUAAUGAAAAAAUAUCCAGAAAAUACCUGUUAUUAUGAGAGUCAUUAUACAGUGUUGUUCAGACACAUUUGUGAUUGUAGGUUCUUCAGUUUGCAAAAAUCAUUUAAGAAAGAAGUGAUAAAGCAAAAUUUUCUCAAAUUAUUGAAAAUUCAUAUCUUGGUUUCAGGUUCAGCAUAUAUCUGUUAUAAGCUGUCUAGAAUUAUUCUUCUGGCCAGAGCAGUUUUAUCAGAUGGCCUCUGGCAAGGCACUUUAAAGCAUCUGAAUCUCACCCUUCUGUAUUAAGAGUGUGGAAUGACACUGCUGUGUGGCUGUAAAAAUUUUAAUAUCAGGGUUUAAUGAUUAUUUAUUUAUUCUGUUUUAUUCUCUAUUAGAGAAGAUGUGGCAUAUUGAUUGUAAAAUUAUAUGGAAAUAUGAUAUUGCACAUUUUUAUUUGUUCAGAUAUCUAUGUUCUAAACAAAUUGGAUAUAAUUUUGCAUUACAGGAUUCUCAAAUAGCAUAUCACAGAAGAAUUUUCUGCUGUCAAAAGAAAUGCAAGUGUUUCUGAUCGUCCUUGUUUUAUUCUCCUCUCGAGUGCUUCUGGCUCAGUCACUACUAAUGUACUUUAAACGAUUUGCCAAAUCUGUCAGAGUACUGUAGCAACAUUAAUGCCAUUGAAACCAGUUUUUUUUUUAGACUUCUUUCUAUUUAGGAAGCCUAUUUCUUCUCUGAAACAGUCAUUUAUUAGCACUGUAGGUGUCUCAGGCAUAAUUCACAGGUCACCAUGUGCCACCUCAAAACAGGGCCUUAUUUUUUCUUUUUUUAAAAAUUUUUAAGUGUUUUGCAGUCACAGUGGGUUCUCUGGACAAUGCACUUACUUAACAACCACCUUGUAUUUGUCCUGUUUCAAACAGAACGUGCUGACAACAUCAAAACCAGACAUGGAAAUGAGAAAAAAAAUGAGUUUGUUCUCUUUUCAUUUUCUAUGCAUUUAAGUUGCUUAAAAUUAAAAAAAAAAAUCUGAUUUGGUUAAAAAAGUUUUUCUUACCUUUUGUAUGUGUGUAAUGCUGUGCACAGCAGCGCUGGCAUUGGCUUUUUGCAGACUUCUGGCACAUCUGUUUAUUCAGAAGGUCAAGAAAGCAAAACAGGCACAUCCAUCUCUUCUGAUCUCAACAAAAAUGACAGGGACAAGAAAAAAACAACAAAUAAACUUCUAUUCUCUACAAAGACGGUGGGUGUUAUGAAGCAGUGUUUAGCUCAAGCCACAGUUACCAUAAACUAAACUUACUUUUAGCGGAUCCAACAUUUGUAAUUUAUUUUUUUAAUUAGAUCAGAGCAGAGCUGGAAAUACAGUAUUGAAAAUAUUUUAUCCAGCUUUUCUGCUGAAAUAUUAAAAAUUGCAAAAUGAAAUGUCACCAGCUUACAGAUUUUAUGGUACUUACAAAUUAUGGCCAAAAUAUAGAAAGGUCACUUUAAAAUAUAUUAUGAAAGAGUAAAUCAUGCUCUCAAAACACAUUAUGUUGUAAUGGGGUCUGGUACGUGGAUUGCUGAUGGAUAGAUGUACGCUCAACCCAUUUUACUGAAGUUCAAAUGAUUUUUGAGGUAUAAGUGCCUUUUGGUAAAUGAAUUGGCCUUUAAGAAUGGACCUUCUCAGCUGAGAAGUAAUACACAGAAAAAUAUUGUCCUCUCUUUUUCCUAGGAAAUUUGUAAAAAUCUUCCACUUUUAUGUUUUUAUACAUUUUUUCGUCACCUGUAACUUAGAAAUCUGAAGUAUGCUUUCUUAAAACAGUAUCACUACUGCUUUAGAGUGUUAGAAAACUAAGCAUAAGCAAUCUGAUCUCCCUCACUAUUACAUCAAGUGUUGAAUUGAUUUUUGUACUAUGCAGGACAGAAAUUACUGCUAGGUGAAUAAUUUUAGCAUUAAGACUUUAAAUAUGCUCAGUGCUUAGUAUAUUUGCCAUUGGCUGUGUGACUGGGUUUUCUGUGGAGUUUUAUAUCCUUUUAUAAAAUUUUUUUAAAGAGCUGGAAUAACAGAAGUCA
Messenger RNA from Chiroxiphia lanceolata (lance-tailed manakin), 5806 nucleotides. RefSeq names its product centrosomal protein 128 (gene CEP128). Lineage: Eukaryota; Metazoa; Chordata; Aves; Passeriformes; Pipridae. The record is from RefSeq and is a predicted model, not a curated record.